AUGAGAGAGGCUAUUCAGACUCUGUACGCCCCUGGGGUAACGAAGCGACCCUGGAUAGAGAUAGAGAUUGCGAUAUCAAACCUUAACACGAUUGCUGACAAGUGGCUCUCCCGCCUCCCAGCAGAGUUUCAUUUCGCGGAGCUAGACGCCACCGCUACCGAUCCCUUCGUUCGUCAAUGCGCCGACCUUGGCUUCCGCUUCUACACCACAAAACUCUUCAUCUCCCAGGCCUGUCUUCGUCACAUAGGCUACCAAGCCCCCAGCGUGAGUCCUGGCGGAGCUCUUUGUAGCACAAUGGCAGCCACGUGCGUGCAAAUGGCAUGUAAAAUGUUGGACAUGCUCCCGAACGAGCCGGACGCAACCUGGAUAUACAGAGUUUCACCCUGGUGGUGUGUUCUACACUACAUCAUGCAGUCUACGACUGUCCUCCUUAUCGAGCUUUUCUCACGCACACAACCUGGAACUUCCGAGGCCAUCCACCUGGUAGAGAAAAUUCAGAAAGCUACACAAUGGCUCCGCGAGAUGUCCACCAAGGAUCCCUCCUCCCGACGGGCCUGGCUUGUCUGUAUGGACAUCCUCUCUCGACACGGAGAAAGGUUUUUAUUGGGACUGACCGCAGGCUCUACUACGCGCUGGUCGCACACCUCCUGA
This is a messenger RNA of Penicillium daleae, 651 nucleotides long. Its product is annotated as fungal specific transcription factor domain-containing protein. The record is from RefSeq and is a predicted model, not a curated record. Bases 1 to 651 code for a protein of 216 amino acids. Lineage: Eukaryota; Fungi; Ascomycota; Eurotiomycetes; Eurotiales; Aspergillaceae. The transcript has a single exon.